AUGCCUGAGGUUUUCGGGUGUUACCUCCUGAGGUCCUGCCACGCCAAGGGGAAGGGCAGAACGUACAUCGGGUUCACCGUCAACCCCUCCCGCCGCUUACGCCAGCACAAUGGCGACAUCGUCAGCGGGGCGGCCAAGACGAAGAGGCUCCGGCCCUGGGAGAUGGUGCUCUUCGUGCACGGCUUCCCCACCGCGGUCACAGCGCUGCAGUUCGAGUGGGCCUGGCAGCAUCCGGAGGUGUCGCUGGACGUCCGCGCGGCGGCGCAGCGCCUGGGUAAAAAGCGGCUGCAGGGCGUGCAGGGCAAGGUGCGCCUGCUGCACGAGAUGUUGAACCUGGAGCCCUGGCGCUACUUCCCCCUCAGCCUCCACAUCCUGAGCUCGGCGCAUGCCCCCCUGCGGGCCCAGUGCCCGCCCCUGCCCGCCCACAUCGCCGUGACCUUCGCACCCCUGGAGGACCUCGACCCAGGGUAUGACAUCGCAGACGAAUCCACCUCCCAGGCAGAGGAAGAGGCGGCGCAGACGGCCCUAGGGUCCACGAACUCUAUGGCGCCGGGGUCCAAAGCGUCCAGCCCGGCGCCCAGCCCGGCGCCCAGCCCCCACGCCUCACCCAGCAAGGCUGGGGGGAAGGGGGCGUGCAGGCUCUGCGCCGGCGAUGCCAGUCGCACUUGGUGGGCGUGCAGCUCGUGCGACUCCCGAUUCCACCUGGGCUGCCUGGCCCGGCACCUCCUAGAGAAGGUGAGAGUGUGA
This is a messenger RNA of Auxenochlorella protothecoides, 747 nucleotides long. RefSeq names its product Structure-specific endonuclease subunit SLX1-like protein. Gene Ontology annotation, cellular component: Slx1-Slx4 complex. The coding region runs from base 1 to 747 and encodes 248 amino acids. The transcript is spliced from 4 exons. Gene Ontology annotation, molecular function: 5'-flap endonuclease activity; crossover junction DNA endonuclease activity. NCBI's taxonomy places the organism in Eukaryota, Viridiplantae, Chlorophyta, Trebouxiophyceae, Chlorellales, Chlorellaceae. The record is from RefSeq and is a predicted model, not a curated record. Gene Ontology annotation, biological process: double-strand break repair via homologous recombination.